Messenger RNA from Carassius carassius (crucian carp), 2129 nucleotides. RefSeq names its product isthmin-2-like. Lineage: Eukaryota; Metazoa; Chordata; Actinopteri; Cypriniformes; Cyprinidae. The record is from RefSeq and is a predicted model, not a curated record. The transcript has 6 exons. Bases 337 to 1719 code for a protein of 460 amino acids.
UUCAGUGCUCUGCCAUCUCACAGAAGAAGUGGAGAUAAAGUUUUGUAAUAGCUGGACGAGGAUGCACUGGAAGAGCAGCACGUGAGUGAGGUCAGCAGUAACGUUAGCUACUUAAACUGAGAGCCGAUCAGUCCACAUGGACAGACUCAGUGAAGAAGAGACUCAGCAAGUCGUUUCAAGUCACAUACCUGUGCUAGUUUUAAUGAAGUUUGAUGAAGAUGAAGAGCUGCGUACUGAAGAUCUUCGCCAGGAGGAAAAUCCACAGAGCUUCCUAAACAACUAUUGCUCAUUUAAUAUUUUAGUGGUAUUUAGUGGGCAGACACACAAGUGUGCAAAAUGCUCACAGCGCGUAAAAGUUUAUGGCUACUUUUAACAGUGCUGCUCUCUGUCUGGACAGAGCGCGCGAUCGGCGUCCCUGUGAUGCGUCACGAGAGAACCAGACACGCGGACUCCAUCGAGACACAUCUAAUGAGAGACACUGACCAUAAUCUCUUGCACCAGCAGAACCAAAUCCAGAAUAAUUUGGCAGACCUACAUCCCCACCAACACAGGUGGCUUCAGCAUCAGCAUCGCUCAACAGGUGUCCUACUACAGCCUGAGCCCGAGGAAGAAUCAAAACCCUUUGUCCUAGAACUCAGAAACUUUCCAGAUCUUGCAAAUGCAGACACUGGCUCCCAAAACCCAAACAUUCAGGUGACCAUCGAGGUGUUGAAUGACCCAACCAUGGAAGUGGACACGGGCCUGAUUAAAGAAAGGAGUAAUGACUGGCCUACAUCUUCUCCCUCCUCUACUGUAGAAUGGCAUGGUGGGAAGAAGCUUUUCUGGCCUUUAUUUUGGGGCUACGCAGAUGUAGAUUCAGGUGAGGAUGGUACUGGCCAAGCAGUGGAGGAAGAGGAUGAUUAUGCACUGGAGUAUGACAGUGGGGAGCCCCUUCCUAGUGUGCUUGGCAAAACAGGUGGCAACUGGGAAAGUCCAUGGACCCAACGCCAUUAUGGAGAGAAAGAGGAAGAAUGGGGCACAUGGAGUCCCUGUACUGUCACGUGUGGCCAUGGCAACCAGACUCGAUCACGUUCAUGUGGAGAUUUUUGCAUCUCCACCGAAUCCCAAAGCUGUGACCUUAAGCCAUGCCCAGAUGAUUGGAACAGUGUGGCUCAUGUCUUUCCAUUUGAGAUGGAAAAUGGCACAGAACCCUUUGGCACUAAUGUUGACAGCUGCGAUAAGUGGUUGAAUUGUACGAGUGAGUUUCUCCAGCGUUACCUGCAGCAGGUAUUGACUGAAUUACCCAGCUGUCCGUGCACCUAUCCUUCAGAAGCCUUCAACAAUAUAGUCAGUCUGCUGGAUGCAGGACAUGAUCAGACCUUCCAAUGGAGGGAUGCUAGUGGGCCAAAAGAACGUCUUGAUAUCUACAAACCCUCGGCACGCUCUUGCUUGCGUUCUGGCCUCUCAAAAGAUGGCACCACCCUGGCUGCCCAGCAUUGUUGCUAUGAUGACAACAAGCAUCUAAUUACAAGGGGUAAGGGUGCAGGUACCCCCAACCUAAUCAGCACAGAGUUCUCUCCAGAACUGCAUUUUAAGGUGGAUGUAUUGCCUUGGAUACUAUGCAAAGGAGACUGGAGCAGGUUUCAUGCCGUCCGCCCACCCAAUAAUGGCCUGCAUUGCAUAGAGAAUCCCCAACAGGACAUUUUCAUGAAUGAAUUGGAAGAGGCCAGAGAAUAUUAAAUCACCAAAUUACUGUCCCUCCUCUGACACACCAUCCUGCUGUGGUGCUUUACCCAAUACAAAUAUGCCAGCCAGCCACAUAUCGAGCUACUCCUAUGUUGUGGGACACACUGUUGUAACUGUGUUCGCAAAGCAUGGCAUUUCUUAUGUUUGAAAUAUUGUGCAAAUUUAAGAAAUGUUUAAAAAUUGAUUAUAAUCCAUCUGUUGAUAAUCUUUGUCAUGAUAUGUUAAUCUUGUAACCCUUGUAUUUGUGUAAAUGACCAAUACAGCAUUUUGUUGUUGCUGCUGCACUCACAUACAGUGGGGUACAACAGUCUGACACCACUACUGAAAAUGUUUGUCAAAUUUAAUACAUAUUUAUUAUAAGCUAUAAUUUAUCAGCAUAACAAUUUUAAUGAAAAGUUGUAAUU